Messenger RNA from Bursaphelenchus okinawaensis, 3088 nucleotides. Lineage: Eukaryota; Metazoa; Nematoda; Chromadorea; Rhabditida; Aphelenchoididae. The record is from the annotation of a GenBank genome assembly.
AUGAGUGGUACUCUUCAUGCAAAAGUCGACUUCUUUGCGAGUGGUACUUUUGGUACUGUUAGUAAGUUUCAAAAAUUUGCAAUACUAAACUGAGCCUCAAAAAACAUUUUUAACCCUCAAGGAAAUUUUAUGAAUUAAUUUUAAUUUUUUUUUUAAUUUUUAAAACGCUUUGUCAACAAUUUUAAAAAUUUCAGCAAGCUUAAGAACAUACGAAGAUUCUACAUGCAAUAAACGGUCCGAGACGAUUGCAGUAACCUUGAGGCUUAUUGGAUCACCAAAUUAUGGUUUGUCUCUACGCCAAGCUUGUACUACAACAUCAACUUCGAAAAGUAACUGCCAAUGUUCAGCUUUGAUUGUCGAUGGCAUUGUACCGAAUUCACCGGCUGCCCAGUGAGUUUUUAUCAAUAUAUUGGUCUAAAGUUUUUUUUUAUAUUUUUUUAAAUUAGCUUGCGGUGAGCUUUUGAAAAUUAAAAAAAUGUGUUUUUUAGUUUAAGCCUAAUAAGCUUAAAACCUAAAAAAUUUUUAAAAACAUGGCAAUACCUUUAAAAAAUUGUAGUUUUUAGUAUUUUAAGCUAUUACUUACUCAAAAGUACUAUAAUCUUCAUUAUCUUUCAGUAUUGGCCUAAUUCUGCCAGGAGAUAGAGUACUAUCGAUCAAUGAUCAGCCUGCUUUUGGAAUGUCUAUUGACCAAGCCUAUUCAAUUUUGGAUGAUUCUCAUAGUCAAGUCAACAUGUUAAUCGAAUUCGAUGUUUAUGGUAGGUAUUGAGGCUUAUUUUAUUUUUUCUUCAAAAAAUGGUAAAACACUAUAUUACAGGGCGCGCCAAAAGUUCUGUUACACGGUUUUUUAAUUAAAUUUUUGACAUCUAAAUACAGACAGACGGUAGACAAUGAAGACUUAACUUUUUUUGAUUAUACAAUAAAAAACACAGAGAAUAAGCUAAAAUAAACAAUUUUAAAUAAUUUAACCGCAACGUAGAGAAAACAACCGGUAAAGUGUUGUAACAGAACUUUUGGCGCAAUUUAGAAAGAAAAGAGGUUUUGGCCAGGCGUGUAAGCUUGAACAGACGGCCCAGCUAAGACAACGGGCUUAGUGGGUUUUUUUUCAAGUGUAUAGGGCCUGGGUUUCUUAUACAGUAGUUUUUAAUUGUAGAAUACGACGACUAAACGCGCGCUUUCAUAAUUUUUAGAAACAUGCCCAUUAGUUCAAGGAACAAUCACAGUACGACUGAUCAAACAUACUAAUCAUCUUGGCCUUGAAUUUUGUACCGGAUCCAAUAAAAAAGGAGAGAAAAUCAUUGUAAAAUCAGUUCAAAAAGGCUCUUUGUCACAUCGGUAAGUCAUAUAUUUUAAGAAUGUAGGUAUACUAUAUAAUUCAUGGUAUAUUUUUUCAAUUAUUUGUAUUAUUGAAUUUUUAUAUAUAUAUUUUUAUUUAAAUUUAAUUAUUUUUUUAACUUUUUUAUUUUAGAUGCGGAGCAAUAGAGCCAGGAGACGAGUUUUUGUCUGUAGACGAUGUUCCACUUGAUAACUGCACUGUACAAGAGACAAUUCGACUGCUUCAAACUGCUAGAGAGAGUGUUAAGAUUCAUAUCAGUAAACGAAACGCAAUUAAAGAGAAAAGUCCAACGCCUAAAGCAGCUAAUUUGCACUACUUUACUUAUACGAUUGAACUACGGCCAGGCCGACGAAGUUUGGGCCUAAUAUUUGAUGAUCAACUCAAAGUGGCAAGGAUCAAAAAGGACGGGUAUUGUGCUAAGUAAGUUCUGAUUAGUACCAUACGCUACCCUACCCUAUCCUACCCUACCCUGCCCUGCCCUGCCCUGCCCUGCCCUGCCCUGCCCUGCCCUGCCCUGCCCUGCCCUGCCCUGCCCUGCCCUGCCCUACCCUACCCUACCCUACCCUACCCUACCCUACGAUACCCUACCCUACCCUAUCCUACUCUACCCUACCCUAUCCUACCCUACCCUACCCUUUCUAGAUCAAACGCAGUCAUGUUGGAGGAUCGUCUGAUCGCGAUUGACGGCUCAAACGUCUCUCAAAAUACACUGCUGGAUGUGCAAAAGACACUAGACAAAACACAUGAGUCUAUCCGUCUUACGUUCCAACGUGAACGUGAAGGAACGCCGAGUGAUGAUCUUCCAGCACGUUCGGAAAGGGCAUUAAGUCCGCCGGGUGGAAGGCUGAAUUUGGUGGAAAUUAAAAAGGUUAUCAGUGAUAUGGCUUACACUAACAAGGUUAAAGAGUAGGUUUGGUAAAUACGGCGAGGGUUUUUAAAGGUUUUAAGAAUGGAGGGGGGGGUAGAUUUUAAAAGUAGUAAAUCGAGAAGGGGUAGAUUAUGAAAGCAUUUUAGCUCAUCUUUAGGUAUUUAUGUAACUAAAAUUGUUAAAAUUUAACCUACUAUAAUAUAAAGUAAUAUGAUUUUUUAGAUUGCAAGCUUUGAAAGCCUUUGAAGAAACAGAAGAUAAACUUAUUAAUGGCAGACUACCUCAAUUAAAACGCGAACAAAACCAUGAUCAACUUCGGACUAUUCAGCAAAGGUUAAGGUAAGUUUUUGAAUUUUGAGAUCUAAAGCUAUGCUAGAACACAUCACAUAGUGUAGUAAUUUUGCGUGUAAAAGACUAUAUCAGGGUAUUAUGAGACAAAGUUUAUUGGGGAGGUAGGGUAGGGAUUUCUAUCCUCAUUUCCAUUCUAAUCUCUAUAUUGCAGCAGUGGCUCCUUCUCCUCGUCAGGCUUCGGCUCUGUCGUAUCUUCUCAACCAUCAGCUCCAGAAACUCCAUCAUUCCCUUCACCUUUCACAGCCUUAUCAGCAACCUAUAACUCAAUAUUUUCUCCAACAAAGAACGUUCUUCUCCUUCGAGACCUUGAUCAACCUGGGUUUGGCUUCAGUAUAACAGAGAAUGAGGAUCAUCAGGUUGUGGUCAACGCUGUGAAGCCAGGUGGAGUAGCUGAACAGAAUGAUGUUAAGGCUACGGAUCGUAUUCUGGAGGUGAAUAAUGUUCAGACGGCAGGGAUGAGUUGUGCUGAUCUGUUACCAUUGUUUAAUACUGACAUAUUGGAGUUGAUCUUGUUGCCGGCGGACCAGACAUUGUAA